GCGGUCGAACGGGAAGGGUGUGCUACGCGCGUUCCCGGCGAGUUUUUCGGAAGCAAGCAAGCGGUCGCUCGUGCGUGUACACACCGUUGCGCCCACGGGGGACGCGUUAUCGUGCUGGAAGGCUUUUAUGCGCAUCCUGCAGUUGGAGCGGUACGGUUCGAUAGUGCGUGUUGUAUGCAAAAAAAAAAAGUGUCCAUUCUACUGAAGAGAAGAACCAUACAGUAUCUUUAUAUAGUUUUGCACUGGUUCUGUUCAAUUUACACCUUUUCCAUCAAUCAGUGUUCUACAACAGUGCAUACAACAGUUGGUGUCAUAUUUACGUGUGAAAAGAAAAAAAAAGGUGUUGAAAUAAGCGUACAAAACCAAGCGAUUUGUUUUUUGAGGCCCAAAACCACAAGCCGCUGUAAAACGCUCCUGCAACAACAAGCGUUAGUGAUUGAAAUCCACUUUCCUGUGUUCCGAAAAGCAACAGUGUAAGCUCGAGUGACAGGAGCGCCAAACGAGUGUGCGUGUGUGUGUGACAGCAUAAUUACAGUGUCUGCUGAGCUUCUGCUUGCCAUCGAUUCGCCGGUAAAGCCCAACAGCAGUAGCGGGAGCAAACAAUCAUCAUCGUGUGGUUACGUCGAAGCGACCCGUGUCGUGGGUUUCGCCAAUUUUAUCUACACUAAAAAUACAUCGAUAACGUUAAGCAAAAACACUGAGCAUCGCGGCUAGGAAAAAGGUCCGGAGUUGGUCGAAACAAAACCCGAACCUCAACGACGAAGCCGGAAUGAAGUGAAGCUCUGGCUCUGCCUGCGCGUGGUGUAAGAAGAUUGCUGAUUAACGGGCACAUCAAAACGGCGGAACGUGGUCGUCGUCCUGGUUCGCGUCUCCCGGGGAGGACACAAUUCCUGUCACACAACUCCAGCCCCGCCCAGCUCUGUAAUAUGUGGUUUUGCGUCGCUACAAUGUAAAGUGUUGUUGUUGCUGUGUCCGGUGGCAACUUUGCAAAUGUAAUUUGUAUCAGAUUUUCCAGCUAGGCAGUGCGUAAGUGCGUGUAGCAGGCUUUCAUUUACCGCGGGUGUAUUGGUGUUUGUGUGGUUAAGAAGUGCGUUGCGUCUCACAAUGGCAUGAAGGAAAGGUGCCCAUGCUAACGGUGCUGUGAUUGUGUGUUGUUCACCUCGGUGUAAGUGUAUUUGUGUGCUACCCCAUCUCCCCUCCCCAGUGUGAAUGUGGAUGAGGGGCAGUAUAAAGGGAAAGGAAGAAGCCGUUUGUUGUAGGGAAGAAGAAGAAGAAGAAGCAGUAGUGGUGUGCGCCAGGGGUUGAAGAAAAAGGGCCCACCGCCGCUGCCGCCGCAUUGCACCCGGGGCACUAGCACCACCGGGCAGGGCGGGAAAGGGAGUGUGUGUAGUGGUGGCGUUACAUGUGGGAAAUGUUAGAUCCCGACCUAGAGUGUGGCAAUGAGUGUGGUGGGCCGGGGCCGCCCCCCGAGUUUCUCGUGCCACCGCCACCCCGGCCCCCGUUUCUGGCGGAGCUGGUCAACUGCAACGAGGAGCAGCUGCUGCUGCAGCAGACGACGGCACCGUUCGGUGGUGGAGCCGGCGGGGCCGCCGGUUCCUUCGCCGAGGUCGACAUGUGCGAAGCGUUCCCGAUCAUCGACGCCAGCUACCACAGUGGUCCAUCAUUCCAAACCUCCGCCAUGAUAGUGCUGUGCUCGGGGCUACUGUUGUUAGUCAUAUUUAUUUCAUCGUUACUAGUGUGGAAACACAAACGAAAAGUUCAAAACUUCCUGCCAUGCAAGACGCCAACCCGCGGUCCGCCCCAUCUCGAUGCGACAGGUGUGCCGGCCGGGCACGCGGUGACGUACGAGGACCCGGACGUACACUUGGGCCACCAUCCGCUCGUUAUGCGGCACCAUCAUCAUCAUCACCAUCAUCAUAACAUGGAGCUGCACGCAAAGCAGAUCCACUAUCCGAGCGGAUAUCCGAUGCCGCGGUCGCCACCAUUGUUCAUCUGCUCGUCGCCCGGCCCGGACCCGUACCGGUCGCACGACAACGUGUACGAGGAGCUGGAGCAUGGGCCGGGCCGGGACACGGACUCGGAGCCGCCGAUCCAGUCGGACGACGACUUUGCCGAGGACGAGCUCAGCCUGCCGGGCGACCGGUCCUUCCACAAGUCGCCGUCGGACGGUGGCACCACGGUCGCUACCAUCUACCACGACCGGAGCAACGGGGGCGGCAGCAGCAACAGUGCGGUCACGACCGCUUCCGCCUCGACCAUGCCCGUUACGGACGGCGGCGGCGGGUGUUGUGCGGCGGGCGUAGAGGGGAGUGUUGGUGGACCACCAGCACCAGCAACGGUGGCGGCUUCGGGCCCAUCGUCCGCCUACCUGGAGCGGAACCGCACCGAGCGCAACUCGCUCCUGUCGUCCUCGUCCUCGUCCGGGAAUGACAAUACACAUCCGCUGGCACACCCCCACCACCACCACCACCGGGGCGGAACGGCGGCGGUGCCACCGUCUUUGUCCGCCGGCGGCCUUAACGGAGCUGGCAAUAGCAACAACAAUAACAAUAAUGGAAGCAGCGGUGGUGGUGGCAACAGCAGCGGUAGCAGCAGUGCGAGCAACAGCAACCGCAACUCCAACUCCAGCACGGAUUGUGGGAACAACAGCAGCAACAAUAAUAAUAAUAACAAUAAUAGUAACAGCAGCGGCAGUUCCAGCCUGCCCAACGGAACCGGCGGCACCACCACGCACUGCAAUGGUGUUGGUGGUGUGUUGGGAUUGUUCCGGUCGCGCAAGCACCACCCGGCGGCGACGCUGGGCAGCUCCGGACGGAGGCAGGCGGCGCCGGCAUUCAACAGCUGCUCGCUGGACGGGGGACCGCUCGGCGAGCCGGUCGUACUGCCGCCAAUGUACGACGAUCGGGGCAUGAUGACGUUGCCGCCGCCCGCCUACGCCCAUACGCUCACGACGACGACGGGGACGACGGGGACCGGGGGUCACCAUCAUCACCAUCCGCUGCACCACCAUCCGCACCAUCAUCACCUGAACAGUGUCAAUAACAACUCGCUCGGCAAUCAGCACAACCAUCGGUCGAACUACUACAGCAUGAUCGACGACGACGGCGGGGCUGCGUCGGAACCGCUCGAUCCGGUCGAGCGGCGGAACCGCAUCAACGCGCAGCUGUCCGCGUCGGCCGGCGGCGUCUCCACCAUCUUCCGCAAUGGCCACCGGACGGCGGGAACCACCGUAGGCGCACCGAUCGGCGGCUAUGGCAGUGGUCGCUCGCGAACGAAUCCACGCCGGCACGGCCGAAAUGGUAACAACGGGAGCCAACAGCAGCAACCGCUGGCCGUGAUAUCGGCACCGCAGGACCCGUCGCAGUACAUCUACCACGAGCCCGUCUUCCACGAGGGCCUCAUCUACGAUGGGUGCCUGUCGCACACGUACAGCGAUCGGAGCGGGGGCAGCGGCAGCACCGGCACCGGCAGUACCGGCGGCGGCGUUGCCUACCACCAUCCGUACAUUCUGCCCCAGUUUACCACCUUCCGGAAUGGCGGUGGCGGUGGUGGUGUUGGUGGAAGUGUUGUUGGAGUACCACCUUCAUCGCAUCCGGCCGGCACCAACGGUGGUCAUUCGAUCUACUCGCGCGAUUCCAGCUUCGGGUCGGACUCGGGCUACAGUCAGCACACGCAAACGUCCAACCGGAGUGUCGCCGGCUGGAGCCAUCGGCGGCCGGCUGGCGGACAGUCGGGGACCGGCACCGUCGUCAACCCGAAGGUAGCGGCGACAGCAACCGAUCAGCAGCAGCAGCAGCAGCAGCCACCGCAAUCAACGAUGGUGGUCGAUUCUUGAGAGAAAGCUACCGUACUACCCGGACGACCGUUCAUAUCCAGUAUUGUAUACGGCAAGAUACUGCUCUGAGGUGUGCGGACAAGUCAAACUUGGCUAAAACACGGCGGGGAGCGCCUGUAGACACACACACACACACACAGAGAGAGAGACAGAGACAGAGGCGUUGGUUCUGAGAGUGUCUGAGUAGAAGGUCGAAGCGGAUGUGUUGCUAGAGCAGUAGUAGACAGAAGAAGACGAGAAGAGAAAAAAACCAAGAAUGUGAUUUUAAUUUUAGUAUCAAUCUCUCUUAAUGCCGCCCUCUUUAUUGGACGGUGUUUUGUAGUGGUAGUAGUAGUAGUGGUAGUAGUAGCAGUAGUAGUUGUAGUCCGGAGAAGAAUUAAUAGCUUGUAAAGAGAAGGAGAGGUUAGUGAGUGAUAGACGCUUCGUUUGUGUACAGUUUUCAAUGAGAAAACAGGCUCUUCUCGGCCUGUUAAGAGAGAGAGAGAGUGCAGAGGGUAUUCGGGGAAAGUAGACAACCUGGAAUAGGUGGGAGGAAGACCUGAUGUCCAAAUGCUGUCCUGUCAAAGUUACUAGAUAUUUGUAAUUUCUGCUCCUUCCAGAGCGGUGCAACAAUUGUGUACAGAUACGGGAAAUACUCGUGUGCGUGCGUGUGAGUGUCGUUUGUGUGAGUGAGCGGACGUUUAUGUGUGUGUGAUAGGUACUUAAAAAUGGCAGUCAAAAUGAGAGCUUUUCUUACACAUAAUCGUAUCUUAUAAACAGAAGAAACACACAUACAAAUGUCCUCGCUUACAUGAGACCCAAACACCGCGCAUACAAGUGAACCCUCCUUUUUGUGUGAGAAAGAAAGAGAGAGAGCACAGUCCACGAAUCCUAACUGAGAGAGAGAGAGAGAGAGAGAGAGAGAGAAAAAGCAGGCCGACGGCGAGAAGUUAAAGGCAGCAUUUAGUAGCAGUAGUAGUAGCAGCAGAAGCAGCGAUGUGACUAGGGAAAGGAAGGAGUUUUUGUUUGUGUGGUUGUUGCAUACACCACGUGUCAUGUACAUAUACGUCUUACUACACACUCCCUCCUUCCCUCCCUUUUCAGACAAAACCCUCCUAGUCUUAGAAAGGCGGCAGCCGGCGUGGGAAGGUAAAGCAAUUCCCGCCUGUAUUUAGAGCAUUUGGUUUUUUCGCGUUUUUAAUGUCUGAUGAUCACAUGAUCGGUCAGGUCAGAUUGUAAAGCACGGGCAGUAGGGCAGAAUUAGGCAGAACAUUCGGUGUUCGGUUUCGGCGAGUUUACUCUUGUGGUUGUAAUUUGUACGUAAUUACGCAAAAUGGCGCCCGGUGCCCCCAGGGUGGUUGUCCCCUCCUUCCCCCUCCCCCGCGUCCGUUGGUGUUGUGGGCCGAUAGAUUCUUACCGAUCGGAAGCGGGAUCGAUCUGCUGCCCCAUGCUGCGUCUGUUGCUUCUUACUCAAGCGUGUGUUUUUUUAUGCAAUUUUAGCAUUGUUUUUUUCUAUUACAAGCAGUUUUGCGCUGCGAGUUGCAUACUUUGAGGCGCUUACACUGCGCUGAUGAUCGUACAUUCGCUUGCAUUUUUGUUUUGUUUUUUUCGUGCUUUGCGUGUGAGGUGUUCGUGUGCCAAACUACAUUUCUGUAGCAUCAUUACAUGGAUUACGUAGUUGGACUUGGAUUUUAUUUUUUUUAUUUGUUUCCAUCUGGUGUUUUGGACUGAUGGCAACGCCAUCGCUUGCGCUGCGUUAAGUGGUUACCCGCCCUGUUUUCACUGCGCAAUUCCAAUUUGCAGCAGCUCUGUUGGUUGCGUGACAAAGAAGCUCCUCCUUGAAUGGAGAAUGAUCACAGCGAAAUAAUGAUGCAUUGCGUUGUUGUUUUUUUACACGUACACCUCUUUCUAAUUGCUGUCAGCUUGGUUUUGUGUUUUAAGCCACGCCUUUUAACCACUUUAUGGAGAUGACUACCUAUAACACAACAUUUUCAGUACAAUGUGUGCAUUUUAAAAUGGAUUUUGUCUUUUGAGUUGAAAGUAAGAAGUAAAUGCAGAAAUGGAGCGCUCGCACAGACCCCCAAAAACUACGACGCGGGAUCGCGGGUAAAUUGUAAAAUGGCGCCGAAACAUAAUGAAACUAUGAUAGAAUAAAACCCCUGUGUAAAUACUCUUGUACAGUGCGGCUAGAGCGUAAUAAUAAAAUAAUAAUAAUAAAAACAAAAGUCAACAAGAAUACAAGCUAUAAACACUGAAUCAAUGAAGACGAAAGCAAACUCCUGCAACCGUUCAUGUGUAUGUGUGUAUGUGUAUUUUGUUUAAUUGUUCGCGCUCUGUUCAAUUGGACCGAUUUGGCAACUCUUUGUUUCUCUUGCGCUUGUUUCCUUUUCGCAUCGGUAAUGGAAAUAUUUGUAUUGUUUUCGUUCAAGUUUUUCACUUUUUAUUGUUUUUUUUCUUGUUCCUUUUGUUUAGUUCUGCUUUCUAUUCCCUGAAGAAGAUUUUUUUUUUCGAGAAUCAGGAACCUUCUAACCGUUUGUUUAUUUUUUAAAUCAAUCAACUCUCUGUACCUGUUCCUAUUCAUCACACUCUUCCCUCUACCGCUCGGAUGAGCUGAAAGGAAUUAGAGAAAGCAUAGUAUGUGAAAAAAAAACACAUAACAGCAAGACUAAAGGAAACAAUCUUUCUUUCCUCUCCAACCUUAGCUCUCCCUUCCCCUGUGCUUCCCUCAGUAGAAAUUACACCGUGUAGUGUUGUCACGAAAUCGUCGUGAUUGUGUGUUUUCGAAACAGUGAACAAAAAUCACUACCGAACCCCCUAGCAAGCGAACAGAUGAAGCAAACACAAUAUGGUUAAAUAGAAUGUGUACAUGAAAUUACUGAAGCAAACCACUUACAGCAAGACAACACAGGGAAUACAAAAUGUCCAGUGAGCAGAGUGGGUAAAACUAAAACUGGAAAAGUAGUGAAAAUUCAACGACGGUGGAAAAGAACCUGCAACACACAAGCGAAGAGAAAGAUUACCAUAUCAUUUUAGCAUGUAGCAAAGGGAAGUUAAACAGGGGAAGGAAGAAAACAAAACACGAGAAAAAGAAGAGUUUCCUGAUUCGAAAGCAAUCCUAAUGCCAAACAAAAAGAGGUAAUAAAGCAACAAAAGAAUAUAAAGCGAAAGACAGAAAGAAAGAGAGAGAGACAGGAAUUAUAUCAAAACCAAAUGAACUGAAACAGAAAGAGAGAAAAAGAGAGAAAAUAAACGUUUGAAAGAUAAGCAAGAAGGAACAGCAGGUCGAUUACGUGUACAUAGUGAGGUGCAAAAGUGAAACAAAAACCAUAAGCAAAGUGAAACAAUCGAACGCUAAUCAUUCGGGGAAGAGCGAUAGUUUUCUUCAAAUAUUGCAAACCUUCUAAAGAAGAGGGACUCGCAGAUCGCAAACAAAAUACCACAACAAAAACCACUACCCGCAACUGCAAGCCAGCCCCCUAUCAAUCUUUUCGCUCGCGUCCCUCUAUCUUUCAUCGAUCUGUUUUUUCCCCCUUCAAAUCAAACAAACUCCUCCCAUU
Molecule: messenger RNA, 7371 nt
Organism: Anopheles merus
Lineage: Eukaryota; Metazoa; Arthropoda; Insecta; Diptera; Culicidae
Gene: pxb
Product: probable serine/threonine-protein kinase DDB_G0282963
Exons: 7
Coding region: 1403-3835 (810 amino acids)
Source: RefSeq, a predicted model, not a curated record